AUGUUCCCUAAUACAUCGCUGCGACCCGGUGGGGCAGCAAACAUUGGCCUUCGAAGUAAGAAAACUGAGCUCUAUGGAGGUGCGAGAGGUGCGAAACCCCUGUCUUCUGCAUCAUCGGUGUACGGCAUGUCGGGUUCUAAUGGCUCCAAUUUGCCCCAUGCCAUCGGAGGGAGCGGCAGGAUUACAAAUGUUGGGUCAGGGUCACCACCAAUCUCUCAAGUCCUUCCUGUAGGUGGCAACUCUCAACUUAGUAGCCUACGGGAUGGCGAUGUGGCCAAGUCAAACCCCGUCCGGUACAGAACUCCGCAGAUGCAAAUGAUCGUAGCUGAACUGAGCGGUGCGCGGCAGGACGGGCCCAUGCUUCGCUACCGAACCGAUUUAGAUAAACACGUUAUUCACUUUGCAUUUCGUCGAUUUCCACGUAGUGUUGAAAUUGUGGAGGAUGAAGAAAUUACAGCAGGUGACUGGCAUUUCUUUUGGAUGAGUGUUGGACGUGUGCGCAGUCUGUUUUCCUCCUCUGAGUAUAGGUUGUCUGACUCUCAGAUCAUCAAUCACUUUCCCAACCACUACGAGUUGACACGAAAGGAUCUCAUGUACAAAAAUAUCAAAAAGUACAUAAAGGAUCCUAACAACGUACAGUUGAGGAUGCCGUAUAGCUUACCGGAGCAACUCGCCAAUGGUGGGGACAAUGUGACAUACUUGCGAUUUGCUGACUGUGUUCCCAUCACAUACAACAUUCCGAACGAUCUUGCGAUGUUUGAGGAGGAGUUCCGUCGGCAACCCGGCUCCACGUGGAUAGUGAAACCCACAUCCCGCUCUCAGGGCCGUGGAAUUUUCCUUAUCAAUCGCCUUUCACAGCUGAAAAAGUGGCUUAAGGAGCGGAAGGAGUUGGAUGAAUUUGAGGGCGUAAUGAUGAUGAACAGUUUUGUGGUAUCCAAGUACAUCAGGGACCCUUUGCUGAUCGGCGGGAAAAAAUUUGACCUGCGCCUGUAUGUCCUUGUUACUUCCUUCAAACCAUUGGUGGCCUACCUGCAUGAUCAGGGAUUUGCACGGUUCUGCGCGACACGGUAUGUUGCUAAUGCGUUGAGUGAUGAGGAUCUAUGCUCCCACCUCACCAACGUUGCUUUACAAAAGGGUGAGAAAGAAUAUAACGCCUCGCAUGGAGGUAAGUGGACGUUGGCAAAUCUCCUACUUUUCAUUCAAGGUCGUUUUGGUGCGGCUGCUGCCGACUGGUUGAUGCAUGGCAUUGAGUUUGUUAUCUACCAUAGUCUUCGUGCACUGGAAUCUGUGAUGUUCAACGAUCGCCACUGUUUUGAGUUAUAUGGGUACGACAUAUUAGUUGACUCGCAACUUCGACCACAUCUUAUUGAAGUAAACUCGUCACCGUCGCUGUCUACGACAACCGUCUCCGAUCGACUACUUAAGGAGGAGGUAUUGCAAGACGUUCUGCAGGUGGUUUUCCCACCCGAUUUUCCAUCGAACAACGCAAUGCCGUACUGGGAGUAUCGCUUGCGGGCGGAUUUAACCACCGCACUGCCAACUGGAUUUCGACUUUUGCAAGUAGGAGAGUGCUGA
Molecule: messenger RNA, 1575 nt
Organism: Trypanosoma brucei brucei TREU927
Lineage: Eukaryota; Euglenozoa; Kinetoplastea; Trypanosomatida; Trypanosomatidae
Product: tubulin tyrosine ligase, putative
Exons: 1
Coding region: 1-1575 (524 amino acids)
Biological process (GO): protein polyglutamylation; microtubule cytoskeleton organization
Cellular component (GO): cilium
Molecular function (GO): tubulin-glutamic acid ligase activity; tubulin binding
Source: RefSeq, a predicted model, not a curated record